CGCGGCCAAGGCGCACGGAGGCGGGCUUCAUUUCGGCGCCUUUCUGUGUCCCGCGGAAGUCAUUGGCUGGCGGGGAACGAAAGAGGCGGGACGGGUUGCCGCGGGUUCAGUGCCGCCAGUGGAACCGGGAGAUGCGGCGCAGGACCUGUCGCUGUGCUUCCCCUCAGCUGGGUCUCUUCUCUUGUUGUGGUUCCUCCGGCGGCUUGGAUCAUGCUGUUACCCUCGGACGUGGCCCGGCUCGUGUUGGGUUACUUGCAACAAGAAAAUCUCACAUCUACCUGCCAGACUUUUAUUUUAGAAAGUUCAAAUUUAAAAGAAUAUGCAGAACACUGUACAGAUGAAGGUUUUAUCCCAGCCUGCUUACUGUCUUUAUUUGGAAAAAACUUGACAACAAUUUUGAAUGAAUAUGUAGCCAUGAAAGCAAAAGAGACAUCAAAUGAUGUCCCAGCAAUAAUGUCAUCUCUGUGGAAGAAGUUGGACCACACACUUUCUCAAAUCAGGAGCUUGCAAAAUUCCCCAGGACUUGCUGCAACUCAGAGAGCCCGAACAAGAAAUGGAAUUGCAGAAAUCAAGCGACAAAGACGGCUUGCAUCUCAAGCAGCUCCUACCACUUCGGGGUUGAUGACUCUCCCUUGUCUUCCAGGACAGUUUAUCACUUCUCCUUUGACGCCUACACAAGUUGUUCGACCAACAGGCCCAAUUUCUACUCCACUGAAGUCAAAUUUUGUGGUAGUUAACAAUUCACAGUCACAAGAUACUGUCACUGCUGCAGACACUUUAAAUAUUGCUCCUGGUCCUCAGGAAAGAAAAACUCAAGCCAGUUUAAUGUCUCCUGGCAGGCGCAAAAGUGACUCGCAAAGAAAAAAUACCACCUUUUCUGGGCCUCAUUCAACAAUACGGAAUUUACAGGACCCUAAUGCAUUUGCAGUAGAAAAACAAAUGGUUAUUGAAAAUGCACGAGAAAAAAUAUUAAGCAACAAAUCUCUUCAAGAAAAAUUAGCAGAAAACAUUAAUAAAUUUUUGACUAGUGAUAAUAAUGUUGCUCAAAUACCUAAGCACACAGAUAGCAACCCUUCUGAGCCAGAGACUUCAAUUGAUGAACUCUUGGGACUUCCGUGUGAAAUUCACAUGUCUGAAGAAGUUAUACAGGAUAUUUUGGAACAAACGGAAUCAGACCCAGCGUUUCAGGCUCUGUUUGAUCUCUUUGACUAUGGUAAAACAAAGAAUAAUAAGAAUAUAUCACAAAGCAGUUCCAGUCAGCAUGUCGAAACCAGUCAGCAUAUUGAAACCAAUCCCAAUAUAAUCUUAGCAGAUGAAACUAAUGUAACAGCUAAAGGUGCUUUCAAAGCAGAAGAUUCUGGUGGUCAGUCUGUUCAACCCGCAUUUUGCUCCUCCUUUCAAAAUGAAGAUACCUUAAAUGCUUUGAAGGAUGGCAGCAACCAUGCUGAGCUUAGGCAAGAGGCCCAGGAAAAUUUUUGCCACGUAGGUUCUAGCAUCCAGAAGAAGAGCUUUAAAACAACUGUACCUGCUGAAGAAAAGUGUCACCUUGACAUUGCUUUUGAGUCUGUGCCUAAUUUGAAUGACUUUACCCAAAGAGGAAAUUCUGCAGAGUGUAAUCAGCAUUGUGCUGCAUUAUACACCAGUCAGAUGUCCACUGAAACUGAAAUGGCUGUGGAGGUUGAAAAGAAUUCCUUGUCACCAAAUGUGCUGAGUGAGUCUCACCUACAAGCUGAUGUACCAGUAACUUCAUUUGCUUCACUUGCUGGUGAAACAAACAAUGAAAAUGUAGUUCUCUCUGGGAAAAAUUCUCAACUUUUAUCUGAAAAUUCUUCUUUAGCUGGAAAACCAUGCAAGAAAAGUCAAGUUAUUCAAAGUUCUAAUGAUACAGUAGGACUUAAAACUGAUUUCCAUGAUUCUAAGUCACCAGAUUCUAGUGAAAUUCACAAGAAUAAAAUUGAAGUUAGUGAUGCCUUACCAGUUAUGUCACAGCAAUUUUCAAAUUGCCAAGAUAAUUCUUCACUUCAAAGUAAAAUACUACCUUUGUCUGUUGAAAGUUCAAAUUUAAAUGUGUCUGUACAGGAAGUAGACAUUAGUUUUACAGAUUCCAUCUCUCCAAAUAAGCAAUCAUCUCAUAAUACACCAUCUAUUGAAUUAAACCACACAGAAAAUGAAACUGAGCCAUCCAAAUCUGAGAAAGCUGUUUUGGACUCACAAGACCCUUCAUCCUCUGUAAAAGAAGUUGGAGAUGCCAUGUUUCUCUCUUUAAGUGGAAGUGAUAACUGUCGGGAAGUUGCUUUAAUGCCUCCAGAAGGUGAUGGUGCAGAAAAUACUCACUCUCUUCCUUCACAAUCUGUGUGUUCCUCGGUGGAAGAUGGUCACCCUGAGCCCCAAAAUACUGAUGAUAAGCCUUCUAGCAAUAGCUCAUCAGAGAUAGAUGCAUCAAAUAUCGUCUCUCUCAAAAUCAUAAUUAGUGAUGACCCAUUUGUUUCCUCAGAUGCUGAACUCAACAGUGCCGUCUCUAGUAUCAGUGGAGAAAAUUUGCCAACUAUAAUUUUAUCUUCGCCUGCUAAAUCACCUGCCAAAAGCACAGAGUUAGUUAAAUGCUUGUCUUCAGAAGAAGCUGUAGGUGCUAUUGUUUCUUCUGAAGUAGGAGUUUCAUCCUCAAUGGAACAGAACCUUUUAGCACUUAAGCUUGAGGACUCUGUGGUAAACAACCCUCAGAAUGAAGAUGGCGUUGCUUUUUCAGCCAGUGUUACGCCAUGCGUUUCCAAGGAUGGCGGAUACAUACAGUUGAUGCCAGCCACAAGCACAACUUUUGGCAAUUCAAAUAACAUUCUGAUAGCUACCUGUGUGACUGAUCCAACUGCAGCCUUGGGAACAACUGUGAGUCAGUCUAAUGUAGUAGUCCUGCCUGGAAACUCUGCAGCUAUGGCUGCUCAGCCUCCACCACCUCAGCUGCAGACCCCACCAAGGUCCAACAGUGUAUUUGCUGUCAACCAAACUGUGUCACCAAACUUUUCACAAGGAUCUGCCAUCAUAAUUGCUUCUCCAGUCCAGCCUGUGCUCCAAGGAAUGGUGGGAAUGAUCCCUGUAUCCGUGGUGGGACAGGGUGGAAAUACUUUUUCAGCACCUCCUCGGCAGGUUCUUCAUAUGCCUUUGACAGCCCCUGUUUGCAAGAGAAGCAUUCCUCAAUUCCCAGCCCCUCCAAAGUCUCAGAAGGCUCAGGGGCCAAGAAACAAGCCUUGCAUAGGAAAGCAGGUGAAUAAUUUGGUGGAUUCAAGUCAUGCAGUUGGAUGUCAUACACAAAGAACUGAAGUGACUGACAAGAAUACAACUGCAGACCUUGGGAAGAAACUAGAAGAAACCACAGUUCCUUCUUCAGAAGAGAAUGUGGUUCUAGCUGGCAAACCAUUCGAAAGCCAUAGACGUGUGCUCUGUUUUGAUAGCACUGCCACUUCCGUUUCAAAUACACAGGGGACACACCCUAAGAUGGUGUCCCAGAGCAAGGACAGAAAUGACAUUUCCUUUCCUAAUCCUAACUCACCUGUUGUGUCCUCCACCUUAAAACCCCCUUGUAAUAAUGCUGUCAGAAAAGAGAGAGAAAAACCAGCCAUGCCUAAGAUUUUAUCUAAAUCAGAAACUGCUAUUAGCCGACAUACCGCCAUAAAAGAUACUCAGUCAGGAAAGAAAGUGUCACCAACAGAGGUCGUGCUUGAAUCUUUCCAUAAAGCAACAGCCAACAAGGAAAAUGAACUAUGCAGUGAUGUGGAAAGGCAGAAAAAUCCAGAAACUUCAAAGCUGUGUGUUGGGCAGCAAAAUGGAGGUUUACGAAAUGAGAAAACUAUAGCUUCACUGCAAGAGCUGACCAAAAAGCAAGGCACAUCCACAACUGGUAAAAAUGUCAUUCCAAUAGGUGCAGCCGCAAAGGAUCUAAAACAAGAACAAACUAAAUCUUCCAGUUCUUUGGUUACCUCAGAAACAUUACAGGAUGUUCACUGGCAUAGCCCAGCUAGUCGGUUCACUGAGAGUGACUUACCUGUAGUCCGGACAGCUGGUGCAGGGACAGGGGAAAAACAUAAAGAAGAACCUACAGAUGGCAUCAAGGCCCCCUCCAGUCGGCGUUGUGGUGAAGACAGUAGCAUAGCCAAGGUCAUGGUCCCUCCCGUCACUACAGACUUGCCAGCCUGCAGCCCUGCCAGUGAGACAGGCAGCGAAAACAGUGUAAACAUGGCUGCCCACACAUUAAUGAUUCUCUCCAGAGCAGCCAUCUCAAGGACUACUUCCACAACUCCUCUAAAAGAUAACACCCAGCAAUUCCGAGCAUCUUCAAGAAGCACCACAAAAAAGCGAAAAAUUGAGGAAUUAGAUGAGCGUGAGCGAAACUCACGUGUUUCUACUAAAAAUCUUGCAAACUCAUCAGUACCAAUGAAAAAGAAAAAAAUUAAGAAAAAGAAGCUACCCAGUUCAUUUCCAGCUGGAAUGGAUGUGGACAAGUUUUUAUUGUCAUUGCAUUAUGAUGAGUGAACAUUGUGAACACUUACAAACAGUAGCUAUUUAAUACUCAUCUCCCUGAAACUAUGAGUGUAAGGAAUGGGAUACUGACAGAAAUUAAAAGCAUAACCUGCACUUUUAUUAUACUGAAAUUUCACUUUAUACUUAAAUCGUGCUGUUUCUGAAGCAGCUCCCGAGUUUGUAAAUAGAGUUGAUAUAUUUUUAUUUUUGCAGAAAUGUAAGUAAAACCAAUCUGCAAAAUUGUAUAGCUUUGACAGUUGCAUAUUGUAAACAUUGUGUAAAUAUUAUUGAAAUAGAAGUUAAAUCGACCUGAUGUUCUUACACUUUUUACCUUCUGAUCCUUAAGUAUAAGAGUUACUCAUAUGGAAUAGUUUCUCAGUUUUGGAGGAAGGUGAUGUUUAUCCUUAUAAAUUACAAAUUGGUAAUCAUUCAAUAAGACGUUUAAACACAUGGCCACUCAACAGAAAUGAUAACCACCUCAGCCGACAGUAAAAUAUGUAACCAGAAAUAAACAAUGUUGAUGGGUUUUGCUUCUAGAGUGAAUACUACCCCUUCUUACAAAUCACAGUAAAGAUUAUAUUCCUGGAAUUUUAUACUUGUAACUAUUCUUUCUGGUUGUUCAGUUCUUUUUGUUUUAAAGAGAGAAUUUUGUGGACCAUUUAUUCAGUGUUCUGAUCUCUGGUUUGUAACUUUGAAGAUCUACAGAACAUUUAAGUGGUAAGUGGUUAGACUAUUGAGCCAUCGAAAGUUUCAUAAUGUAGUAUUUGAGAUUUCUUGGUAUGUAUAUAUUUUUCCCCAAAAUACUGGGGAUUUAAAGAAUUGCACUAAUUCAUAGCACUCUUUACAUAGUAGUGACCAAUGCACAGUUUAUGUAAAUCAUGUAUUCUCUGUUAAAGUUGUAUAGAGGGUUAUCUUCCGGUGUCUUUCCUCUAAAUCAUGUCCAUCGUAAGAUGUAAAAAGAAAAAUCAUAGUUUUAUAUUUUAUUUAGUUUCUUCUGAAAUACGGUGUGCUGAAUAACUAUAUCUAGACCUAGAUAUAGUACCUUUUCUGUGUGUCCCUUAAAGUGAUAGUUACUCUGAUGGUCCUUCAGGAAGAAUGAGAGUGGUGCCUUCUGUAUUAGACUCACACACAUCAGUCAAGUUGAAAAAUUAAUUUAAACUUUUAAAUAAGAAUAGAAAGCAUUACUAGUCCCUGACCAAUUGUGCCUAGAGAUUAAGGUAUGUUCUCAUAAGUGUUUUCUGUUUUAUUACAUACAGUAUAAUAGGGCUUUUUCUUACAAGUGUAUAUUCUGUUAAAUACUUUCCUCAACCUUUUAUUUUUGUAUUAGGCCUUUAAAAAAAUAUAUCCAUUGUAUUCUAACACAACACUGUCAAUGCAUAAGUCAUUUCUUAAUUGCCGAAACUUACUGCAGGAAUUUAUCUUGUAAGAAAUUUUUUAUGAUGUGGCAAUCAUCUAUUCUCACGGAAUCAAAUACAUAGUUUGUUUAUUUAACUCAACUUGAUAUACUACAGUUAGGUUUGAAUAAAUAUUUUCAUUUACUUCAGAAGUUUGAAUUAUUUUAUAUUGGUAGAGAAACUUGGACUAAAUUACUUCACAAUUCUUACUUUUUUUUUUUUCAGGAAUUCAUAUAAUGCUAAAGAUUAUCUCAAUUUUUAUUUAUAUGUGCUAAGAACUAAGCUUACAGAGUUGUUCACUUUCUUCAGGAAUCUAUGCCAGCUGGGAUCCACUAAAUAUAGUCUGAAGACAAUUUCAACUUAGAGCUUUUAUGUCACAGAGCAACGCCAUAAUCUCCAUUUUACGUUGAAAGUCCAAAUGUCUUGGAAUUCAUUGUCCUGUUAUACCUGGUAGCCUGGAAUUGGGGCAGACCGGGCUGGGCCAGGCUACAGCAGCCACCAGCAAAUGCCAAGUUGAGGAGGGCUGUGCCAGACUGGACUGUAGUACCCAAAAGUACAUGUGAGACUGUGUGGUUGGGGCAGGCUGGAGGCAAAUCUUGUCAAGUUUGACUGCAGAACCACCUGCGAAGUGCUAGAUCUGGGAGUGGGCCCAGUAGGGAAACUGGGCACCUCUUGGAUAGGUUGAAACUCCUACUGGUGAACAUAACUAGGGCUGGGGAUAGGCCUGGCUAGAUGGGUUGUGGCACCCGCCAGCAUGAGUGUGGGCUGGAUAGAUAAGUUGAGCUAGCCUUUACACCCAUUGACAUGUACAAGAGCUGAAUGGGAUGUGGGACAGACUGGACUGUCCCACUACACUACACAUACUGGCAAGCACAGAAGCCAGGGUGGGGGGCGAGCCUUGUGGGGGUUAUUGGGGUUGCUCAGUCUAGGCUGCAGCUCUUGCUGUGUAUGUAGGGUAGGGUUGGGCUAGGCUAUAGCAUCCAAUAAUUUACAUAGAGAUAGGGCUGGACAGAACUGACCCAGCAAUCACAGCCACCAGUGUGUGUGUAGGCUGAUGUGGGUGAUGGACUGAGCUGGAUCCCAUACUGAUAAGCACACACAAGAGUCAGGUCUGGGAUAACCACAGAUGAGAUUUCUUUGAGGUCCCCUAACUGAGUCACUGGAUUCAGAUUUCAAACCAUGGGGAGAGUGGCAGAGCCUGUGAGCUGAGAGUAGAGUACAUGUGUCAGAACUGGGCCUCCUCAGUGGCUUAGAGCAGUGGACACAUACCCAGAUGCACAUGGAGGAUAUAGUAGUCCAUUGGGGCCU
This is a messenger RNA of Ochotona princeps (American pika), 7214 nucleotides long. RefSeq names its product protein NPAT. The transcript is spliced from 18 exons. The record is from RefSeq and is a predicted model, not a curated record. Gene Ontology annotation, cellular component: nucleus. Gene Ontology annotation, molecular function: protein binding; transcription coregulator activity. Lineage: Eukaryota; Metazoa; Chordata; Mammalia; Lagomorpha; Ochotonidae. The coding region runs from base 211 to 4524 and encodes 1437 amino acids.